Messenger RNA from Protopolystoma xenopodis, 438 nucleotides. The record is from the annotation of a GenBank genome assembly. NCBI's taxonomy places the organism in Eukaryota, Metazoa, Platyhelminthes, Monogenea, Polystomatidea, Polystomatidae.
AUGCCCGCCCAUGUAAGUGUCGCUUCUGUCAAGAUUGCGGUGACUUGUGCUCUCAAUGAGUCUACUAAGGAUGCUACUGGAGUUGUUCCAAUUAACGGAAACAGCGUUGUCGGUGGAGGUACUAAUGGACUGAGGCAUGAGUUCGAGCUUCAUCCAAAUAUGGCCUCUCGUUGGCUUUUACUCGGUUUUCCCGGUCAGGCAGAGAUCAACGCUGUGCUUGACUUCUUUUCUUCUGCUGAGGCUAGUACUGCCGGAGCUCGCUGGGGCCAUGCUGAGCCUGUAAGCCCUAGCCAGGCUCUCUUACAGCUCCAGGAAAUUAAGGUACAUUUUUUGCUUUACUUGCAACCCCACCUAUCACUUAGUAAUUAUUUACAACUAAAUAGUCUCGAUAGCUUCGUUUAUACUCUGGUCUUCAUAGGAAAUUUGGUGCUUGACUAA